Messenger RNA from Ostreobium quekettii, 384 nucleotides. NCBI's taxonomy places the organism in Eukaryota, Viridiplantae, Chlorophyta, Ulvophyceae, Bryopsidales, Ostreobiaceae. The record is from the annotation of a GenBank genome assembly.
AUGGAGGCCAAAGAGGACACGCAGACGGCAUCUGCGUACAUAAGCAAGAUAAUCAAGGGAUGCGCGGCUCUCCAAAAGCACGCCCCCGGCAUGCUUCACUUGAAGCUCAUCGCCGCCUGGGCUCUCUUGGCUGCAGGCGAUCUGCACAGCGCUCAAAUGAAGGCCUCAGACUUUCAGAGGUCCAGCCCAGAGGACCCCAUGGGCCACCUUCUCAUUUGCCAAAUUUACCUCCAGCUCGGGAAAACCGAGAGCGCUCGCCUCGCGCUGGAUGAGUCCGUCAGUGCGAGCUUCGCUGUCCGCGAGCUGCCGCUGUACCAGAUAGUCAGCGCCAAGGUGCUGAUGGCCGAGGGGCGUCUCGAAGACGCCAAGAUGGUGAGAACAUAG